Molecule: messenger RNA, 4012 nt
Organism: Metopolophium dirhodum (rose-grain aphid)
Lineage: Eukaryota; Metazoa; Arthropoda; Insecta; Hemiptera; Aphididae
Gene: lark
Product: RNA-binding protein lark
Exons: 11
Coding region: 386-1555 (389 amino acids)
Cellular component (GO): cytosol
Molecular function (GO): mRNA binding; zinc ion binding
Source: RefSeq, a predicted model, not a curated record
CUCUCCGACUCCCACCAGACCAACCACUGCCGCCUUCUCUUGUGUACUGUUCGUGCGUUCAGCGUUGACGAUUCGACAUUUUUUUUUUUUUCGUGAUUUGUUCGUAAAUUUCAUUAAUUUCUUGCCGUCCAGAUACUUUGGCACGUAACGUAAACUCGUCUUGGCCGCUGUGUGCACAACGCUACAACUACGGUAGCCACCGAUUGACUGACGCCGCCGAUUCUGCUGCUGUUGCUGCUGCUGCUGUUGCUGCUGCAUUCUGUCGUGUAUCGUCCGUGUGUGGUGAGUGUAUGACGUGGUGGCCCUUGUUGUCUUGAACGCACACGAAAAUACUGUAAAUAACGAAAACGACAACACUCGAUCCACAUCACAGUGUAGACGAGAAAUGCGAGAUUUUGACCACAAACGGGGCAGACAAUUGGUUGACUGUACCACUGAAGAGGACACCGUUGCCGAGGAGACAGCCGUAAAAGAAAAAAUGCCGUCCGAUACUGAAAGUAACACAAGUUUUAACAACAGCAGUGUACGGACUUUUAAGAUUUUCAUUGGAAAUCUUUCUGAAAAGACCACAUCUAGUGAUAUCAGACCACUGUUUGAGAAGUAUGGCAAAGUUGUUGAAUGUGAUGUAAUGAAAAAUUUUGGCUUUGUUCAUAUGGAUGAUGAUACUACUGGCCGUGCAGCUAUCAAAGCUUUGAAUGGUUCAAUGGUAAAUGAUUUAGCCAUGAAAGUAGAAGCUGCCACUAGUCGCCGUGGUCCCAAUACCCCAACUACAAAAAUUUUUGUAGGAAAUCUUUCUGAAACAACAAAGGCCAAUGAAGUACGAGAAUUAUUUGGAAGAUAUGGUACUGUUGUUGAAUGUGACAUUGUUAGAACUUAUGGUUUUGUGCAUAUUGAUUCAACUGAUGUAAGCAGACUCAUAAAAGAUUUAAACGGACAUAUGUUAGAUGGUCAACCAAUCAAGGUGCAAAUUUCAAAUAGCCGUGUUCGUCAGAGACCUGGAAUGGGCAUGCCAGAGCAGUGUUAUAGGUGCGGCAAGGGUGGCCAUUGGUCUCGGGAGUGCAGUCGUGAAGGGUAUGGAUAUGGAAGAGAUGCUUUACCACCGCUUCCACCACCACGUGCCUUGCUUUAUCCACCACCGCCUCCGCCUUCAUUUGUUCGUGAUCGCAUUCUUGGUUCUUAUGGUACUGGAUUAAAAACUGAUAUGACAAGAAUGGAAGAUUAUUCAAUGUUAUCGCACUCUGAACUAGGUGGUCAUAUGUAUGAAACUGAAGGCUUGUAUGACCGUUACUAUGAUCGUAGUCUUAUGCGAACAGCCGCUGAUGGUUAUGGCAUGGAUAGAAGAAUGCCAAGAAUGCCAUCUAGCCGCGAUUACUUAUCGUCAUCCACACGUAUUGGAACAACCAUGCGUGACCAAGAUUAUGUAUUCACACGCCGAUCACCAUUGUCAAGCAGUCGUACAUCUUCAUCUCAUGCAUAUGAUGAUUUCUCUAGGGAUUCGUAUGAUGAUCGUCGAGUUUCGGGAUCUCGUGGUUCGUCGCGUUACACGCCGUAUUAAAAAAAACCGUGUAUAUAUUAUCGUGCCGCCGCCGUAUAUUCGCGCCGCCGGAUCGGAUAACCGUACACUCACACAUCGCCGACCGUCAACAAUUUUUUAUUUUAAUCGGCUCAAGUUUUUAAGGAGCCAAAAUUAUAUUUACGAAAUCUUAAUAAGAUUAUUUGUCUACAUAGGUUUUUUUUUUUAGGUUUAAUUAAAAAGUAUAAUUUCUUAGUGUCACAAAUUACAAUUUUAUUUUAUUUAUAGGCAUUAGACAUAAAAGGUUAAAUUAUCUGGGCUCUUAGAUUAUUUAUAUUGAUUCAUAUUUUCUACCUUAAAUGUACACAAAAUAAUUUUCUAGAAUUAUUUUAAGAUUCAUUGACUAUGUUUUUUUUUCAAUAUCACUAUAAUCACAUCAAUCAUAUUAACAAUUAUUUCUGGAAUUUCUGUUUGUCGAGUUAUUUAACAAAUUUUCUUUAGAAAAUUAGAAUGUAAGCCUUUAUAGUCAAAGGUUUUUACAGUUAGGUUAAUAUAUUAAUUAAAUUACUAAAAUAUAUUAAUAUUGUAAGCCCAAAUAAUUUUAUGACAACAGUACAUUGUAAUUCUCAUUGUAAAAAAUUAUAAUAAAAUAAAAUAAAAAUAAGUAUAAUAAUACCAUCUAAUUUUGUAGUCCCUAUAUUCUCUUAUAUAUUAGUUAAGUGUUUUUUAGUUUGACCGUUACAGCCGACCGAUCUCGUAGUUUGCCGAAAACGUGAUAUUUUCGUACACUGUUCGGUGCGUACGAUGUUCCGAGGACUAUUUGAACAAAGCCGGUGCGUUUGCGAUUCGUGUAAAAUACUCAUUCUUAGGUAAACAAACAUUAAAUUAAUUUAAUUUGUUCGUCUGUGUGUAUUUCAAUAUCAUUGGAUUGAAACAGGCCACUCAUUUACCAAGAAUACUUGGUCGUCGUGGUUAAAUCCGUGCGAAUAUUAUUAACAUGUGGCUGAAUGUGAAUAACACUGACCAGUGACCAUACUACAAAACUGUGCAUUUUAAAUAUGAAUCAUUAUUGUGAAUGUCAACUUCUGACGUAUUUGAUAUUUGCCGUGAUUAAUGAUUAUCAUUGGUUUGUUACUUAUAAUUAUUAUUAAGAUGCAUGUGUUGUCUCCGUCCUACAAAUGCAAGCUUAGCCAAUUUUACAUUUACGAUAAUUCAUUUUUACUCUGUUAUUUUUUAAACGUCGUAGCUAAAACUAUAUAAACGAUUCCACUCAAAUCUCUCCAAUCACCAAAAUCCUCUAAUCUCAAACCUAUCUACCCUCAGCAUUCCAGGUGACCCUUUAAAACGAAAAUAGUGUCGGGACCUCCUGACUAAAUCAAACCCAUCCACAACUCCAAGAAGUCCCAUCACUGGAUGGAUUCUUCGCUCAAGUCUUCAGUUACUUUUUAUUAAUCUAUUACAACACUUACGCUUAUUGUAAAAAUAAUAUAUUUACAGAUUGUGUAAUAAAACUAAUUAAAACAAAAAAAAAAAAAUUUUUCUAAACUAAAGUGAAUUGGCCUAUUGUAACAUUUAAGUUAAAUGAUUAUCUAAGGUAUCUUUGAGGCUUUUAUUGAUAUUUUAAUUAUGAAGCAAUUUAUUCAAUUUUUUUUAUUAUUUGAAAACUAUUUUGAUUAAAAUAUCAAUAAACCCCUUCAAUAUAUUAGUCAUACUUUUAAAUUUUAUAAUAGGUUAUUCAGUCUAACACAAAAAAUAACAGUAAAAUGGAUUAUUGUCAGUGUAAAAUUUGCUAUGUAAUACAUUUUGAAGAAAGAGACAAUACAUUGUGGGUGUGGUUGUGUCCUCUUAAGUUAAAGCCACAAUAGUCAUUACAUUUAUUAUUUUAAUAAUAUUGUUGUUUUAUUAUGUUAUAUUUUAUUUUGAAUUAGUUAGUAUACAACUUUGGAAUAACACCUUAACGGUGUCAUUUAGAGGAAUCUAAAAAUGUUAUUCAAGCAUUAUCUUGAUACAAGUUUAAUUAAUCAAUAAUUCAUUUUUACUAUAACGUAAUAAAGUUAUAGCAUAAAUGUAAAUGCAUUUACUCUAAAUUACUGUUUUGAAUAUCAUACAAACUAUUACUGCAGAGUUUAAUAUUUAAAGUAGAAACUAUUAUAUACUUAUACAAUGAAAAAUGCCAUGUGUCCCAAUAUUUCUGACUAUCUAUUUUGUAAUUUGAAUAAAUGUAUUAUGUUUAUGUUUUUCAGGGCUUCCUUAUUUAAUGUAUGGAGUACCAGUGUUUCAAGUGAUAAUGCCCUAAAACAUGUUUUAUUCUUGAAAAUAAUGUGAGUUGAUUUUAUGCUCUGGAAAGUGGGUUCGAAUUUUGACCAUUUAUAGACUUGUUAAUAAUAUUAAUUGGCAUUCAUAAAUCUUAACAAUAUCUAUAAUAAGUUUAAAAUGUGGAGCCGAAUAAAUUAUUUCAUGAUUUUUUUAUAUUUGAAAUAAAUAUAAAUAGUAUACUCA